This is a messenger RNA of Coprinopsis cinerea okayama7#130, 660 nucleotides long. RefSeq lists its product as hypothetical. The record is from RefSeq and is a predicted model, not a curated record. The transcript has 3 exons. Lineage: Eukaryota; Fungi; Basidiomycota; Agaricomycetes; Agaricales; Psathyrellaceae. Bases 1 to 660 code for a protein of 219 amino acids.
AUGUUCGUUGACCUCAUAUUCGUCAAAAGCGACCUCGACAACACUCCAGUCGUCACCAUCGACGGCCGGAUGUUCUACCGCACGCACACUCCGCAUGAACCAGAAGAAUCGAUGACGACCCAACUUCACCAUUACGCCAAACGUCGGGGGUAUCAGGGAAAGAAGGUUGCUAGUAUCGUGUGGAGGGAACUCAGCCAGCCCACGACGAUUUAUUCGUCUUUGCCCCUUCCAAAGUCUGAUCGGGAGGAUGGAGGCGUGUCGGUGCGGUUGUUUUUGAAGAGGACGCAUCGGUUGAGUCGGUCGCAUCUCUUUACGGGCGACGACGGCAAAGUGUAUCGAUGGCAAGCCAUCGGUGGAUUGGGAUGCACUUUGACUCGGGUCGAAGACAAACAACUCAUCGCCGAGUCACGGAUCCGGUAUAUCGACCAAGGUCCACAUGCCAACACAGUCAAACCCGUUCUCAAAGUCGAGACCAAGGGGCACACGCUCGAUCUCAACAUGAUCAUGCUGUCGUUCUUGAUCAUCGACAGGAAGAGGAGGCAGAAACAUGGCGAGGAUUACAGGUGGUGCCCCGAUGGAACAGCGAGGGAUGAGAUCAAUUGGAACUAUGCGCGUAAGCACCAGCGCCCUGACAGUAACAUCGGUGCCGGGGACACCUAG